GCAAUUUAGAGGUGAAUAGUGGUGUUGAUACCUGUUGCUUCAAGCGAAAUUUGCAUACGACUUCAGUGGUGGGAAAAAGCGAAAGCCCGAGAUAGGUAAAUGCCUUACUGGUUUCACUAUUAUUGAUUGCCAUCCCCAUGGAAAUGUAGUUGGGUUGCUGGGCAUAAAAAUAGGGACUGUCAUAAGUGACUGUAGGGUUGCCAGAAAUUGUAGAAAUAAAAUAUGGAAUGCAGGUGCAGAUAACAUCUAAUUAUAUAAAAGAAAGGGAUACAGCACAAUGGAAUCGGACAGUGAAAGUAAAAUAAAAGACACGGAUUCAACUGUAAAGUCUCUGCAAGCGGCAUUGUUUCCUCCACAGCUCACAUGUUCUGGUAGCUAUUUUUCAAAUUUUUUGUUAAAAUGUCAAUAUGAAGAAGAAGACGAAUCAAAGUACAAAGUUAAAGAAACUUCUUCUAAAGACUGGUGUACUGUUAACAAAGACAUAAGUUUUACUUUGCAACCACCUAGAUGGCCAACAGAAUGUCAGGUGUUAGAAGAGAGGGUUAAACACAUUAGUUAUGUCCCUCCGUCUUUGGAACCGUAUUACAUAGCAACUGGGAAUGAAUGCCAACCGAAACCAACAGGAGAUGAGUGUGGAAUUAUAGUCUAUCAGUAUACCCCAAUAAGUGCAGUUAACUAUUUUAGUAGAUCCAGUGUUGGUGGCAGCAACUAUUUAUUAUCUACAAAUUUAUGCCCGGAACAAGACACUCUUAAGUUUGAGUCAAGAUUUGAAUCGGCAAAUUUAGCAAGAGCUAUUAUGAUAACGCCAAAUUUUUAUGAACUGCACCUUAGGGCUGAUAUGUAUACCAGCAGGCAUAUGCAGUGGUUCUAUUUUAGGAUCACCAAUACCAAGAAAGGUUUUUUAUACAGAUUCUCUAUUACAAAUUGUUCAAAAGAAAGUAGUUUGUACAAUGAAGGAAUGAAGCCAUUAAUGUAUUCUACCAAAGACUCUCAGUUACAUUCUAUAGGAUGGAGAAGAUGCGGGCAAAAUAUAACAUAUUUCAGCAACGACAAUGUGGUUCCAGAUGAUCCCGAUCAACAGAUGACAUAUACAUUGUCUUUUACAGUAAAAUUCCCUCAUGACGAUGAUGAAGUGUAUCUUGCUCAGUGUUAUCCAUAUACGUAUUCAGACUUACAGGAUUAUUUGUCUGAAAUUGCCACACAUCCUAUUAAAUCCACUUUCAGCUCAGUCAGAUUGUUGUGUAAAAGUCUAGCUGGGAAUAACAUUUAUUAUGUGACAAUCACUUCGCCAGCUAUUUCUGGAGAAAAUAAAAAAAAAAGAGCUGUUGUAAUAACGGCUAGAGUCCAUCCAGGAGAAACGCCGUCGUCUUGGAUGAUGAAAGGCUUUUUAGAUUUCUUGACUAGUGACUCCGCACCUGCCAAAGAAUUACGUGAUAAAUUUAUUUUUAAAAUAGUGCCAAUGUUAAACCCGGAUGGUGUAAUUGUUGGAAACAAUCGAUGCUCACUUUCGGCCAAAGAUCUGAAUCGCCAAUAUCGAACGGUGAUGCGAGAUGCUUACCCGUCCAUUUGGUAUACCAAGCUAAUGCUUUUUAGGCUUUUAGAAGAAUGCGGGGUUGCCAUGUAUUGCGACUUGCAUGCGCAUUCGAGAAAACAUAACAUAUUUAUAUAUGGCUGCGAAAAUCGGCGUGGUGGGGACAGAAGGUUGCAAGAACAAGUUUUUCCAUUAAUGCUGCACAAAAAUACAGCUGAUAAGUUUUCAUUUGAAAGUUGUAAAUUUCGGGUUCAGAAAUCGAAAGAGGGAACCGGUCGAGUGGUAAUGUGGAUGAUGGGCAUUGCUAACAGUUAUACGAUAGAAGCUUCAUUUGCAGGAUCGACACUUGGAAAUAGAACGGAAACCCAUUUUACCACUCAAGAUUAUGAACAGAUGGGAAAAUCGUUUUGUCAAACUCUGUUAGAUUUUUAUGAUGACGAUCCAAGAAAGGAGAAAUUGAGGAUCAAAAUAAUCGACAGGUUAACUAAAGAAGGUUCAAAUGCCGAUGAACCCACAAAUAUAAGGCUAAGUGAUUAUUCGAGUGACGAAGGGGCGUCGUCAAGUACAAGCGAUGAAGUAGGACGUGACGAUGACAUCGUUAUUCCAAAUGUGCCACCUCCUUCGCCAGCGAUCGAUAGUAAAAAAUUAAAACCGAAACUGUCGUCAGUUCCAAAAUCGAAACUAACCAAGAGUUCGUCUGCCAAGAGAAAACCUUUACCCAUAUGUAAAGCAACUCUGAAAUUGUCCCUCUCAGAAAAGGAAUGUACAGACAGUGAUAGCUCCUCGUGCAGUGAAACGGAAAUUGAAAAAAUUGCUGCUUUACGCCGGCGGCGCAAGCAGAUUUCCAAAAAAAAUAAAAAGCCUCUUCAAGAUUAUUCCGAUAGUGAAAUUCAAACUCAUGAAUCAAGAAGGGUGAUUACUGUUUUCGAUUUAAUACCAGGAGACAAUUUACGAUCCGAUCUAUGCGCAGGAAGACCUAAAGCUCAACCAAAGAUUAUUACUGACAAAAAAUGUCAGACCACCAGACAACUCACCGAAGUACAAGCAAAAUUGUUUACUUUGAAAAAUAAGCUGUGGUUUGGCACUGGAAAUGGAGACUCGCCUAUAUCGUGGGGUAAUUGUUCAACAUCACCUAAAAAGAAAAAGUGCAUUGUGAAGAAGAAGAAGAGACAAGAAAAAGUAGAAAAGGUCAAUAACAAGGAAACAAAAUCAAAAAUAGAUCAAACUGAAAAAUCUACGAAAAACCAAAAUGGGUAUAACAUUAUCACUAUAACAUUCGCUUCUGUUGCUCAAAUUAAGACGACAGAUUGCUGUCGAUUAUCCAACUCAAGGUAAAAAAUUAUCAAUAAGAAAAUCUAAAAGCCUUCCUGAAACUCCAAGCGACGAAUUGGUGCAAUGUAAAAGCAAAACUGCAGUUAGUGGUGACGAAGAAAAGCAAGACAAAAAGAAAAAGAAAAAACGUGGGAAGUUCGUUAAAAAAGCAAAAGUUAUUAGUAAUGCUAAGCAGUUUACUCGGAAAGACUGACUCUUUAAAUGCAUAUCGGAUUAGUUGGUUUCAUUUUGUUCUAGUUUUAACAAAAUCAACAGUACUGCCUUAGAUGUGAUAAUGUAGUCUAACCGAUUAUUUGUUUAUAUAUAUUUUAUAUUGUUUACAAAUAACAAAACGUUGCAGUA
Molecule: messenger RNA, 3205 nt
Organism: Anoplophora glabripennis (Asian longhorned beetle)
Lineage: Eukaryota; Metazoa; Arthropoda; Insecta; Coleoptera; Cerambycidae
Product: cytosolic carboxypeptidase Nna1-like
Exons: 17
Coding region: 278-2866 (862 amino acids)
Biological process (GO): proteolysis
Molecular function (GO): zinc ion binding; metallocarboxypeptidase activity
Source: RefSeq, a predicted model, not a curated record